CGGCUACUGGGCCAGGGCACGUUCGGCAAGGUCGUCUCGGCCAAGCGCAAGGGCGACAACAAGCGCUACGCCGUCAAGAUCAUCCGAGCCGUCCACAAGUACCAGGAGGCGGCCAAGACCGAGGUCAAGGUCCUCACGCUCCUCACCAAGAACGACCGGCGCAACGAGAAGAAGUGCAUACCGCUCGUCAAGUACUUCGACUUUCACGGCCACACGUGCCUCGUCACGCCGCUCCUGUCGUGCUCCGUCUUCGACUUCCUCAAGGACAACAGCUACGAGCCGUUCCCGCUCAGCCACGUCCAGAGCUUCGGCCGCCAACUCUUGACGAGCCUCAAGUACGUGCACGACAACAAGCUCAUCCACACCGACCUCAAGCCCGAGAACAUUCUCCUGGAGCGGAUCGAGACGACGAUCGUGCCGAGCCGAAGAAACCGUCACCGCAAGAUCCUCACCGACACGGGCAUCCAGCUCAUCGACUUUGGCAGUGCGACGUUCGAGGGCGACUACCACGCGACCGUCGUCUCGACCCGGCAUUACCGCGCGCCCGAGAUCAUCCUCAACAUGGGCUGGAGCUACCCGUGCGACAUGUGGUCGAUCGGCUGCAUCCUCGUCGAGUUCGUCACGGGCGAGGCGCUCUUCCAGACGCACGACAACCUCGAGCACCUCGCCAUGAUGGAGAAGGUCUUUGGCCCCAUGCCGAUAGCCUAUGCGACCGAGGCGCAGAAGUGCAAGGGCGAGUACACGCUGUCGUUCCCGCUACCGGCGACGCAGAAGCAGAGCGUCAAGUUUGUCAAGGGGAUGCGCAAGCUCAAGGACAUCAUCGCGCCGACCGACACGGCCGGGCAGGACUUUGCCGACCUGUGCGAGGGCCUGCUGCGGUGGGACCAGGGCCAGCGGUUGACGGUCGACGAGGCGCUCGCGCACCCGUUCUUCAAGAAGGCCAUCCACGACGAGGGUAACGCUGCGCCCUAG
Rhodotorula graminis WP1 is the source of this 972-nucleotide messenger RNA. RefSeq lists its product as uncharacterized. The annotation marks the transcript as partial. The record is from RefSeq and is a predicted model, not a curated record. Gene Ontology annotation, cellular component: nucleus. NCBI's taxonomy places the organism in Eukaryota, Fungi, Basidiomycota, Microbotryomycetes, Sporidiobolales, Sporidiobolaceae. The transcript is spliced from 8 exons. Gene Ontology annotation, biological process: protein phosphorylation. Gene Ontology annotation, molecular function: protein kinase activity; ATP binding.